AUGCGAGGCGAGUGUGUCAACACUACUCCACCAGCGCACACUACACAAAUCUGGAUCUUCAUGUCUGAACUAGCAAACAUGCUUAACAUAAAAGAACAACAGUUCACACUGACAGCGGCACUUUUGUUACGUCUACAGGCGCAGAGGAAGCAGAGGUACACUCCUUUGUAUUUCGCAUUGUUUCUUUUUACAAGAGACUCAAUCGAAUCUGUCGUUUAUGAUAUUGUUCAACUGGAUGCCCUGCACGAAGGCCACCUCAUGUUUCAGUUGGUGCAAUAUUCGAGAUAUCACAGUAUAUUUGCGUGGAGGAAACUGCUCACAAGGUUGCUGAGAACUCUUUGA
This is a messenger RNA of Opisthorchis viverrini, 342 nucleotides long. RefSeq lists its product as hypothetical. The record is from RefSeq and is a predicted model, not a curated record. The transcript is spliced from 2 exons. NCBI's taxonomy places the organism in Eukaryota, Metazoa, Platyhelminthes, Trematoda, Opisthorchiida, Opisthorchiidae. Bases 1 to 342 code for a protein of 113 amino acids.